GCAGCACACCAUUAAAAAGGAAACAUUGCGCAGCGAGACAAGAAAUGUCACUUCUGCGUGGCCAAGAAGAAAGAAAAACCGUGAGAGACUAGCCAUAUAAGCAGGGAGGAGGGGGUGCACCAUUUUGCCUAGCAACGUGCGAAAGACAUAAAGCAGCUUCAUCCGUUCAGCAUCCCAUCAUCCGUCUCAGUCAGCGUUUGACACGAGAGAGGCUGCUUAAUUCCUUAGGGAUAGGGAUUAUGAAUGGGGACACUUCAAAGAAAAUGGCCAAUCGCUGACCUCCUAAACCACAGAGGAAGAGAACGUCGCCUGUGAAAUCUAUAGAAAGGGUGGCUGCAAAUCAAAGAGAUGUGGAGCAGAGAAGAGCUGAAUGUGGAGGAGAUUUGAGCCGCGGUAGCUUAAAAGAGAAGACAGCAAUGCAUACAACGUCCAUUUGCGACAGGACUGUUGGGUUCUAAUGGUGCAUAAGAAAGGAACCAUGUUUAAGAGUAUGCCAACAGCAACAGCCUUUCAGUCCAAGCAAAAGAUCUCCGGACAUCUGGAUUCACCGUACAAGCAUGAAAGGCUGCUGACAAAUAUAAAGAAUCCAGAGAGGUACUUCACAGACUGCACACAGAGGAAAAAAUGAAUUGCCUGCAAUUCAGUGUUAAAAAGAUCACCCAAAGUCAUCUCUUGGCGGGUCAUGCUACCGCUGUAUUUACACUUCUCAAAAAUUAACAGCGUGUUUGUUAGCCAGCACUGAAUAAAAUCAUGAGGUGGAAGCGCAGACGCUGCUGCGCGCACACUGCUUUCCUCCUCAUUUUGCUCUUGUGUGUGGGAGGGCUUGUGGUACUGGGACAAUGGAAGCGUCCUAGGGUGAACCCGGUGACGAUGACAGAUAGAGGGGUCCACAUCUUGAAACCUGACUCAAACUCUAGCUCAAUGAAACAGAGCAAGUGGAAAUACCCUGGAGUGCCCCCUAUACCACCAAUGUUUGAUGUCAAACUCAGCUCGGCUUUGGAUGAAAGUUCACAGCAGGGGCUGGAAAUCUCCUUGGGUUCAAACAUCAGUUUAAGUGGAGAGAUAAGAGCAAAGAGGACACUUGUGGUCGAGCCUUUCAAGUAUAUCCUUAAUGAGCCAGAAGCAUGCAUGCAAAGCGCUCCCUUCUUGGUGCUUCUCAUUGCAGUUGAGCCAAAGCAAGUGGACGCAAGGAAUGCCAUCAGGCAGACAUGGGGCAACGAGAGUGUGGCCGGAGGCUUGGGAUUUGUCCGCCUUUUCCUCCUGGGUGUUAAGGAUGACAAGGGAAUAGGCAGCAAAAUCCAGCGCACAAUAGAGGCUGAAAGUCGUCAGCAUCAUGACAUCAUCCAGCAAGAUUUCCAGGAUACAUAUCAAAACCUUACCCUCAAGACUCUGAUGGGGAUGUACUGGGUUGCAACAUAUUGCCCCAGUGCCAGGUACGUCAUGAAGACAGAUAGUGACAUGUUUGUCAAUACCGAAUACCUUAUACAUAAACUCUUGAAGCCCAAGGAACAACCAAGACAGAAAUACUUCACAGGGUAUCUCAUGAGAGGAUAUGCCCCAAACCGAAACAAACGCAGCAAAUGGUACAUGUCCCAAGAACUGUACCCCAGUGAGCGAUACCCUAUCUUCUGUUCUGGGACUGGGUAUGUGUUCUCAGGUGACAUGGCACACAGGAUCUAUGGAGCAUCUCUGAGCAUUCGCAGGCUGCAUUUAGAAGAUGUUUACGUGGGCAUCUGCCUAGCCAAACUGAGGAUAGAACCAGUCCCACCGCCAAAUGAAUUUCUGUUCAACCACUGGCGAGUGUCCUAUUCCAGCUGCAAGUACAGCCACCUGAUCACCUCCCACCAGUUUCACCCUAAUGAGCUGCUGAAGUACUGGCAGCAUCUACAGAGCAACAAGCACAAUGCCUGCAUCAACAUGCCAUUGAAGGUUAAGGACAAAACGAGCAGAAAACUGCUCUAGAGUCCGAGGUUUGGAUCCUCAAUAAGUGUGGACAAGAAAGUUUAGACAUUCUGGAGGUUUUACCAAAUGCAACAGAUAAAAAGCACAUGAGGGUUUUGGACAACCUUACAUGUGCUUUUUUAUUUUUUUUUUCCAUUGUUGUAACUUUGAAGACAGGUUAUGAGUAUUUAUCUACCUUUAUAAAUCUAUGACAGA
Xyrauchen texanus (razorback sucker) is the source of this 2157-nucleotide messenger RNA. RefSeq names its product beta-1,3-galactosyltransferase 2-like. NCBI's taxonomy places the organism in Eukaryota, Metazoa, Chordata, Actinopteri, Cypriniformes, Catostomidae. Gene Ontology annotation, molecular function: N-acetyl-beta-D-glucosaminide beta-(1,3)-galactosyltransferase activity. Bases 751 to 1962 code for a protein of 403 amino acids. The transcript is spliced from 2 exons. The record is from RefSeq and is a predicted model, not a curated record. Gene Ontology annotation, cellular component: membrane.